AUGACAAACGAACAAGAAUUCUCUCUGGUGCAUUUCACUGACAUCACUUCCAAAGUGGCGUCCCUCUCGCCUCCAUACAAGUUGGAUAUGAUAUUGGAGAUGUUUGACGAGAUAACGAAGCUGUUCCACUGUUUGGGUGCUGCAAUGUCAUUCGCCACAUCCGAUGUGACUCAGAAGUUAGCACAUGUACGGAAUCGAACACAGGAGAUGCUGGAUGCGGGGAUCCUGAAGGGAGAUCGCGCCGAUGUGACACUCCAAAAGGAUGUAAUGCUUGCCGAAAAGAAGAUGAACUGGCACAUGUCCGGCUCAGAUGGAAUAGAUAAAAAAGGAAAGGAAUUCCAGAACGCGUCUCGCAGUAUCAUCCGACUGACCUGGUUUCUGGAUUUUGUGUAUGAGAUGGUUGCCUACAUGCGCGCGAAUGAAACAGAAACCCUCCCCACAGCAGUCAAAUAUGCAUAUAACAAGGUUCUCGCCGAUCGACACAGCAUGAUGAUUCGCAAUGCGUUCAAGGUCGCCGUCAUCAUCUGCCCCUCCAAAGACACCUUCCUGACAAAAGUAUCAGGAAAUCUGACACAGGAACAAGUGAAUGCGAUGUGGGUGACUUGCGAGGAGAACAUGAAAAAGAUUUCGGAUAUGCUGUGGGCGUUCUAUAAGAGCGAGGGAAUGGAAAACCUUCCUUAA
Molecule: messenger RNA, 681 nt
Organism: Blastocystis hominis
Lineage: Eukaryota; Bigyra; Opalinata; Blastocystidae
Exons: 6
Coding region: 1-681 (226 amino acids)
Biological process (GO): intermembrane lipid transfer; ceramide transport
Cellular component (GO): membrane; cytosol; cytoplasm
Molecular function (GO): ceramide 1-phosphate binding; ceramide 1-phosphate transfer activity
Source: RefSeq, a predicted model, not a curated record